AUGAAGAAGAGUAGGAGUGUGAUGGCGGUGACCACAGAUGAUAAUCUUAAGGACUAUUUUGAAUGUAGCUUGAGUAAAUCCUACAGUUCUUCCAGUUACACCCUUGGGAUUGACCUUUGGAGAGGCAGAAGGUGCUGUUCAGGAAACUUACAGCUGCCACCAUUGUCCCAGAGACAGAGCGAAAGGGCAAGGACCCCCGAGGGAGAUGGCAUUUCCAGGCCAACCACUCUCCCUUUGACCACGCUCCCCAGCAUUGCUAUAACAACUGUGAGCCAGGAGUGCUUUGAUGUGGAAAAUGGCCCUUCUCCAGGUCGGAGCCCACUGGACCCUCAAACCAGCUCUUCUUCAGGACUGGUACUUCAUGCUGCCUUUCCCGGGCACAGCCAACGCAGGGAGUCUUUCCUCUACAGAUCCGACAGCGACUAUGACUUGUCACCAAAAGCUAUGUCAAGGAACUCAUCCCUUCCCAGCGAACAACACGGCGAUGACCUGAUCGUCACUCCCUUUGCCCAGGUUCUUGCCAGCUUGCGAAGUGUAAGAAACAACUUCACCCUGCUGACAAACCUUCAUGGAGCACCAAACAAGAGGUCGCCAGCGGCUACUCAGGCUCCUGUCUCCAGAGUCAGCCUGCAAGGUAAGCCUCCUCCGGAGAUCCAUCUCUGCAUUCCAAAGCAAUUAUUACGAGACUGCUAUUAG
Molecule: messenger RNA, 696 nt
Organism: Apodemus sylvaticus (European woodmouse)
Lineage: Eukaryota; Metazoa; Chordata; Mammalia; Rodentia; Muridae
Product: cAMP-specific 3',5'-cyclic phosphodiesterase 4B-like
Exons: 6
Coding region: 1-696 (231 amino acids)
Source: RefSeq, a predicted model, not a curated record